This is a messenger RNA of Drosophila innubila, 1530 nucleotides long. It is a transcript of the gene Syx7, whose product is annotated as syntaxin-7. Gene Ontology annotation, cellular component: endomembrane system; membrane; synaptic vesicle. Gene Ontology annotation, molecular function: SNARE binding; SNAP receptor activity. Gene Ontology annotation, biological process: vesicle fusion; vesicle-mediated transport; intracellular protein transport. The record is from RefSeq and is a predicted model, not a curated record. The coding region runs from base 218 to 1057 and encodes 279 amino acids. Lineage: Eukaryota; Metazoa; Arthropoda; Insecta; Diptera; Drosophilidae. The transcript is spliced from 6 exons.
AACUCUAAAUUCACAAGUUUCUUGCAAAAUUUGCAACCUUUAUUUUUUGCUUAUUAAAAAAUUAUUGUGUAUUCUGUUUAAUUAAUAUGCGUUAGAUAAAUAUAUUAUUGUGAAAAUCGGUGACUAGAAGCAACUGGCAAGCAAGAAAAGCAACAACAAAGACUUGUUUUUGCCAAAUUAAAAAAACUACAACAGCAAAGUGUCUGCAUACGAAAGCAUGGAUUUGCAGCAUAUGGAGAAUGGCCUCGGUGGUGGUGGAGCUGGAGGAGGAGGCGGAGGCUUGAAUGAGAUUGACUUUCAACGAUUGGCACAAAUAAUCGCGACAAGUAUUGAAAAAGUACAACAAAAUGUGUCCACUAUGCAGCGAAUGGUUAAUCAGCUGAAUACGCCACAAGAUUCGCCCGAAUUGAAAAAAAAGCUUCAUCAGUUAAUGACCUAUACCAAGCAGCUGGUUACGGAUACCAACACUCAGCUGAAGGAGGUGGACAAGUGCAAGGAGCGACAUCUGAAGAUACAACGCGAUCGCCUGGUGGAUGAGUUCACAGCGGCACUGACCGCCUUUCAGGCCGUUCAACGCAAGACGGCUGACAUUGAGAGGAGCGCAUUGCACCAAGCGCGUGCCCACAACUAUAGCAUUGCACAUCCCCCCGGCUCGACGCGCAACAGCAAUGCCAAUAGUUUCGAGGAUAAUUUCUUCAAUCGCAAAUCAAAUCAGCAGCAACAGCAGCAAGUCCAAACGCAAAUGCAGGAGGAGGUGGAUCUGCAGGCGCUAGAGGAACAGGAGCGUGCCAUACGCGAGCUUGAGAGCAACAUUGUUGGUGUCAAUGAGAUCUAUAAGAAUUUGGGUGCUAUGGUCUACGAGCAGGGCGUAGUUGUGGACUCCAUUGAGUCGCAGGUGGAACAAACAAGCAUUUUCGUUUCACAGGGCACGGACAAUUUGCGCAAGGCCAGCUCCUACAGGAACAAAGUUCGAAAGAAGAAGCUGAUACUGGCUGCCAUCCUAUUCGCUGUCCUAUUGGCAAUCGUAUUGAUCCUAGUGUUUCAAUUUAAAAACUAAGCAUACUAAAAAUUAAAUGAAUAUUAGGAAAUUGAUGUAAAAAAGACAAGUGUUGCCGCAUGCUGGGCUCCCAUCCGUAAUUUAGACGCAUUUGUGGCUUUAAAACUAGAAAUCACUUCCAAAAAUUGGAUAGAAUUGGAAAUGGAAAGUUGAAAAACUUAUGGGCAAAUAUUGCUAAACUUAGUUGCAUGUAUCAAAAAGUAUUCACCCACACAGAUAAGCGGCGUUUACACACAUACACACACACGCCAACAUACAUAUGUUAUAUAUAAUUAUUAUAUUCUAACAAGUUAUCUUAUAUUUUAAUAAUUAUGCACUUUGUAUUGUAUUAUAUUGAUUGAGUGGCGCAUUCUCAAUUCCGUUAGCUGCAAAUUCUAAUACUUUUCCACACUCAUUUGCCAGCGCUUUGUAAUGUAUUUAAGUUUAAGAGGAAGGUAUAAUAUGCAUAUACGAUGGUACAUAAUAAUAAUUAA